This is a messenger RNA of Bacillus rossius redtenbacheri, 2651 nucleotides long. Its product is annotated as zinc finger protein 43-like. Lineage: Eukaryota; Metazoa; Arthropoda; Insecta; Phasmatodea; Bacillidae. The record is from RefSeq and is a predicted model, not a curated record. The transcript has 6 exons. Gene Ontology annotation, molecular function: zinc ion binding. Gene Ontology annotation, cellular component: nucleus. Bases 312 to 2237 code for a protein of 641 amino acids.
AGAUUGAAGGUAAAUUGUCAGACCUAUCUAAUAACCUCUAUAUAUAUAUGACGUCGAGAAAUUAAAUAAACACAAUGUAUUUUGUUUUGAAGAAGUAAAUUAGUUUGUUGCUAAUGGAAGGACUUGUUUAUUUAUAAGAUGAAAUAAUUAAGAUGAUUGAAUAUUCUAUGGAAGAAAACAGCCCAAGAGCACUGACUCAAUCUCGGUGAUAUCCAAGCCAUGCAGUCUUGUCGUGUUUAGUGAUAAGUUCCAAUGUGUGGAUUAAACACUUACGUGAAGCAGUCUGCCUUCCGGAGGACGUGGGCACAAGCAUGUACCAGCUGCUGGUACCGCCAGAGGCAUGGCUGGAGCGUGUGUGCAGGAUCUGUGCUGGCUACAGCGAACGCCUGCUGCCUCUCUUUUCGGAAGAUGCCUUGAAGACUGAGGUGGUAGCGAAGAUACACACACACCUUCCUAUCAUGGUUACGGCUGAUGAUGUAUUACCAACAAAGAUUUGUGAGGUUUGCCUUGAAAAGUUGGAUAUUUGCCACAAUAUUGUAAAAACAUGUUUGAAUGCUGAUGAAGUGUUGAAGAAUUUGUUAGGCAACAUACCUUACGUACAGGUGGCGGCUGGGGCGCAGUACCUGCAGUACGUGGCCCAGGAUGGGCGGUCCCAGCUGCUGCAGCUGGUGGAGGGAGAGCACGUUGAGGACUGUGGCAUGGGGGUGGCCGCGGUGAGACAAGACGGGCCACGCACCGCAGCUAGGCCGCCGGCGUACCUGAGCCACCGCCGCAACAUGCACCGUGGCCGCCGGCACGUGUGCCGCCGGUGUGGCAAGGUGUACGGUCGCCUCAGCGGGCUGUACUGGCACGCCUGGAAGCACCGUGACGCGACCCAGCUGUGCGAGGUGUGCGGCGAGAUGGUGCCGCAGGGCAGCCGUGUGUACACCCACAAGCUGCAGCACGCCCGCCUCGCUCUCGGGGUUUCUCUGCAUGAGGCGGAGCCUUGCCAAAACCUGUCAAUAUGCGACUCUGCAUGCGCCGUACCUGCCGUGACACAACAACGCCCCAGGGGCAAGCAGCGGUGCGAGGAGGCAGCUGUGCACUACCCUCACGAGACACCGCCUCCUGGGACCGGGAAUGAGGGCAGCCAAGACCAGUCACAAAGUGGCUCUGCAUGCUUCAUGCCUGCUGUGCCACAACGCCCCAGGGGCAAGCAGCGGUGCGAGGAGGGAGCCGUGCGUUACCCUCACGAGACACCGCCCCCACGGGCUGGAAGUGAGAGCAGUGGUGCAGCAGUUAAGCCCCCUGCAAGCAGUGUGAAGCCUUUCUUCGAGUGUGACACCUGCGGGAAGGGGUUCUCGCUGGAGUAUCAGCGCGACAGGCACCGGGUGAAGUGCUCGGGGCCUCAGCAUUUCAAAUGUUCUGUCUGCAGCAAAGUCUUCAAUAGCAAGUAUAGGUUAUUAUUGCAUAAGCAGGUCCACAGUACCGACAUGAAGUACCACUGCGAUGUUUGCGGUAAAGCAUUCUUCUACAUGCAUCACUACAAGAGGCAUUGUGUGUCUAACUGUGCUGGUCAGCCUUUACAUUGUUCAGCGUGUAACAAGACCUUCAAAAGCAAGUGCUCGUUCACCAUGCACAUGCAGACCCACGAUGGUCGGAAGCCGUACAUGUGUGACGUGUGCGGUAAGACCUUCGUGCUGCACCACACAUUGAAGAAGCACCAGGUGGUGCACUCGGAUGAGCGACCGUAUGUUUGCAAGCUGUGUGGUAGCACGUUCAAGCUGCCCACAGCACUCCAGAACCACAAGGUGCUGCACGCCGGAGAGAACCAGUACCUCUGCAAUGUGUGCGGCCGUUCCUUUCCCAUCCGGUCACGCCUCAACUUCCACCUGAAGAUGCACCGCGACGGAGCGUACGUGUGCCGGUUCUGCGGGCGCUCGCUCCUGUCCCCACACGGUCUGCGCAACCACGAGCGCAAACACACGGUCGAGCGACACUUCCCGUGCGACCAGUGCGGGAAGACCUUCUUCACCAAGCACGGCUUGCAGCGGCAUGCCGUGUCGCACCCGUCCAAGCGCAUGUUCCAGUGCACGCUGUGCAACCAGCAGUUCACCGGCAAGAACAGACUGACCAACCACCUGCGCGGCCAUGCGCGUGACAAGCCGUACGAGUGCCCGGUGUGUGGCCGGCGCUACAAGAUGGAGGGCAAGCUUCUGCGUCACCAGCGCCUGCACGCUCCGAGCACACAAGACUAAGUGCUGGAGAGACCAGCAAGUUACACUCCAAAUGUAACUUCAUUAUUUAUUUUUAAUUCCUUCAAUGACAGGUUAUCCAAUGUUAAAGCAAGAGUUACACCUAUGUGCACAGAUCUGUGAAAUUGGACUAGCAUAAAAUUAAUAAUAAAAAUUUGUAGAUCUGACUAUGUUAUGUGUAGAUUAUGAUUACAGAGGGUGAAAAAUAGCAUUUAUUCUGGUCAUUUAUAGCAUCUAAAUAUUUACUUGUAGCAUUUUGAUGGCAUUUAUUACCAAUAUUAUACAAUUUGUUAUGGAAAGGAACAUAAUUGGGACACAGCAACACAACCCAUUAUAAGUUUUUCCUUCAGUCAAUUAUGAUAAUAAACUGUAUGUACAUUGCAGCACAACUCCAAAAAAAUUUUUCUUCGCACUAAA